CCGCGGCAGCUGGCAAAGGUAGGUGGGGCUUCCUGGCCGGAGGGUUUAAAGGGUGCCUCGGACCGGGCCGCGCAGCUGGAGCGACCAAGCGGUGCCAGGCCAGGUGUGCGCGUCCGUCGGUCCUUCCGUGCCCCCGCCGGAGACCAGCCCCGGAGGCCGCCCGGGCCCGUCCCUGUGCCCGGCACCAUGAAGCAAGAGUCUGCAGCCCAGAACACCCCGCCAGCCUCACCGUCCCCCUCGCCGCACCCCCAGGACGACAGCGACCCCCAAGCGUUGUGGAUUUUCGGGUACGGCUCCCUGGUGUGGAGGCCCGACUUCGCCUACAGCGACAGCCGGGUGGGCUUCGUGCGCGGCUACAGCCGCCGCUUCUGGCAGGGAGACACCUUCCAUCGGGGCAGUGACAAGAUGCCUGGUCGUGUGGUAACCCUCCUUGAAGAUUGUGAGGGCUGCACUUGGGGCGUGGUGUACCAGGUGCGUGGAGAGCAGGUGAAUGAGGCCCUGAAGUACCUGAAUGUGCGGGAGGCAGUGCUCGGUGGCUAUGACACCAAGGAGGUCACCUUCUACCCUCAAGAUAGCCCUGACCAACCACUCAAGGCACUGGCCUACGUGGCCACCCCGCAGAACCCUGGUUACCUGGGCCCUGCGCCCGAGAAGGCCAUCGCUACACAGAUCCUGGCCUGCCGAGGCUUCUCUGGCCACAACCUUGAGUACUUGCUACGCCUGGCGGACUUCAUGCAGCUCUGUGGGCCCCAGGCACAGGACGAGCACCUGGCAGCCAUCGUGGAUGCUGUAGGAACCAUGCUGCCCUGCUUCUGCCCCACUGAGCAGGCUUUGGCACUGGUCUGAGGGGCUGAGCCCCUGCAGGGAGUGCCUACGUGGAUGCUGAGGCCAGGUCCCCACUCCAGUGCACACAGACAGACUUGACACAGCUGGGGCCCUCUGAGAGACCUUGGUGGUUGGCUGGGAGCCUCUCUUAAGCCCCUGCCUGUCUGCCCCAGCCCCCAGCUCUCUUGCUUGACACUGACUACUUGAAACUUUAUUUAUUGCACCAUGUUGGUGUGGUGGGCAGGGUGGGGGGCCUGCCCUGGACACAGGGGCCCUGCUGAGCGGUGCCCUAUCCCAGGCACCUGGUGCCUGACCAGAUUCCCCCCAGUGCUGCUGCUAACCCCAUACUACCCAGGCCUCUACCUCCCCAGGGAGCCUCCAAGAGCCUUGACCUCUGCCCCCCAGCCCAGACCAACCAUUUCAUAGCCCCAGAAAUACCACUUGCCAAAGGUCCCAGUCUGCUGUUGAGGGUGUGGGAGGGAGUGAGGAGAGGCAGCCCUACAAGAACUGAGGCUCCUGCCAGUCCUGCUCAUCCUCCAGGUGCCCAGGGCAGAGCUGGAUUUGGAGCCCAGACACAGCUGCUGAGGCUGUAUCUGGUCCUCUUACCCAUUUGGCUUUGUUUCCCUGUCCCUCUUUCUGUCUGGACCACUCCUGUCUGUCAGUCUAUUCCUGGGAAGCUCAUUGCUAAAGGCUCUGGAACCUUCCCAGUCUGUCCCAUACCUUUAUCCAUAAACUGAUCUCAUUAUCUAUG
This is a messenger RNA of Sus scrofa (pig), 1576 nucleotides long. It is a transcript of the gene CHAC1, whose product is annotated as ChaC glutathione specific gamma-glutamylcyclotransferase 1. The record is from RefSeq and is a predicted model, not a curated record. Gene Ontology annotation, biological process: glutathione catabolic process. Gene Ontology annotation, molecular function: glutathione specific gamma-glutamylcyclotransferase activity. Gene Ontology annotation, cellular component: cytoplasm. NCBI's taxonomy places the organism in Eukaryota, Metazoa, Chordata, Mammalia, Artiodactyla, Suidae.